Messenger RNA from Orbicella faveolata, 2977 nucleotides. RefSeq lists its product as uncharacterized. Gene Ontology annotation, molecular function: protein binding. Gene Ontology annotation, biological process: signal transduction. Lineage: Eukaryota; Metazoa; Cnidaria; Anthozoa; Scleractinia; Merulinidae. The record is from RefSeq and is a predicted model, not a curated record.
AAAAAAAAAAAGAAAGAAAAAAAGCUCCAAUGAAAUAUUAAACACCAUGAUGCCAUCAAUCUGGCUCACACUGAAUUACGAUCGACGUUUUUGCAAUUCGCAGUGGGGCUUCCGUUCGCAAGUUUACUUUGGAAUAUUUAUCCCCGAUGCCUCCAAAUGUCCAAGAUUGAGAUGUAGGGCAACUGGAACUUUUCUUAGAUGUUUGAACGUUAAAUGUCCACGACGUUUACAAAACUUUACAUUCGCCUCCCGUUCACGGAGGUCUCUCAGGUUUGUUUUCAACAAAUCAGUACUCAGUCUCGCUCGGCCAAAUUUUUUAACCGGGGCGAUCAUAGAAACUCGGUACCAGGCCUCACCGCUUGCCCCCCCCCCUCCCCUACCCCCGCGCCUACCCGCGUUGAGUUGUGCAGUAUUUAUUUAUUUUCAUUUUGCCCAUCCGUUUAGUUUCAUGAGCGAAUUAUGCAAAACCAAUGUCACCCCCCAAGCAUGCAACCCCACCCAUAGACACACUUUACUUUUAUGAUUCUUUUUUCUUAAGAACAAUUAUUGAACUGUCAUUCAAAGCUUUGAGAUACGAGAUACCUUACAGGAGAUACGAGAUAUGUUUUUUUUUUUUCCUUUUUCUUUCUUUCUUUUUUAUUUAUUUAUUUAUUUAUUAAUUAAUUCAUUUUUUUUUUUUUCAGUAUUCACCUGACUGAUGUCUUGUAAUUUUAUCGCAGAUAAAAGAACACCAACGACGAGCUAUCCCGCGGGGCAAAAAAUAUUUUUACCAAUCGCAAUCGUCGUAGGAGUACUUAUUCUCUUUAUAUUGACUGUUUUCGCCACCGUUUUUUCGCUAAGACGGUUGAACUCCAAUGCUCGAACACGGAGCUUGGACACGGAGGAAAAUAUUGGAUUCGUAAAUCUUGCAUAUCAGCAACCGAGGAACCUUCCAGACGACAAACCUCAAAUGAAAGUCAAGAUUGAAAACGAGUUGAAUGCGCUUGAUUCACCAAAUUCUAAAAACGAACCUUUACGCAAUUGCCCUCCCACGGCAUUUUCAAAAUACAUCAAAAAAAUGGAGGCCACAUCAACUUGUACUGUUGGGGAGAUUUUUGGUCAAGGUUGCUCAAACUGGGAGAGAGUACCCAACGAAUGUGAAGAACGCGUGGAGUUGGCGGAAAAGGAAUGCUUUUCUGACUCGAGGCCAGGGAGGGUGAGGCCCUUCAGAAUGUACAAAGACAACAGAAUGAUCACAGUGAAACUCACUUACCUUGAAGAAGGCUGGAACUUCCACAAUACUGACGAUGCACAGAUAUGCAAAUCCGAGAAAGCUGGAUGUGGAUUUCGGUCUACAGAGGCUUGCGAUUUUCUCGUUAAACCAGAAGACGGUCUAGAUUUUAACGGGUUCUCUUGUCGGGUAAAGUUUCAACAGAAAGAUGACGACGAGGAACACUCCUUUUAUCUGAAUCCAGGAUUUACGACUUUGAGGCAGCAGAGUAUCCGACGACGCUCAGCAAAAGGCGGCCAAACAGACCCAGCCACUGGUACUUUGCAAUACGAAGAUUCCGUUGACUGGGAUAACUAUGUCUCGUCAUUGGGUAGGGAGCCAGUAACAGAUGAACUCAUUUAUCAAAUCAGCCCCGAUGUUGGACGCGACUGGAAAAACCUUCUGCGAAUAAUGUCUCUGAAGGAGAAGGUCAUUGAAAAUUUGAGCGAGGAUCACAAGUAUGACAAAAUUACCGAACAGUGCAUCCAGGGCCUCCUCAAAUGGAAAGAGCUUGACCCUCAGUUAGCAACCAUUAAAAAUCUAGCUAUUGCUCUCCAUCACACGAAUUGUUUCGAUGCACUUCAGACGUUGCAGAAACAACAAAGAGCCAAGCAUCAGUGAAUGUAGAACUAUUGGAACAUGAACAGAUCUCAUAAUCAAGAAAUUUCGUUAAACACGUGUAAGAGACAAUUGUAGUAGUCCCCUUUAUUGUGCAACGGCAAACGUUAGGUAGUUGUUAGCCUAGCCCCUCCAUUUUCUCGUGGUUCGCCGCUAGCAUGAGAAGUGCAAUUGCUUUUUUGUUACAUUAGCCUAGUUCUUGCACUUCCUGCUUUUCGGGUGAGAAAUACCUGGAUGAAUUUCCAGAGAAUGUUCUUUGUAGGUGACGUCGUCGAUUAAUUAAGGUAGAACUCAGGCUCCUUUGUAAAGCAGCCCGGUGUGAUAGCCAAGGUAUACAAGCUAACACAUAAGUGCAUGGUUUUUACAGGAAAUUUCUUUUUCACUUGUGGAACAGAUAUUCAACUGUGUGUACCUCGAUAAAGCAAGUGAUAAAACGGUAAUACCUCAGAAUUUCAUAGCCGAGUACCUGAAGAAAACUCUACCUCAAGAAAUCAAAGGGUCACGAUUUCUUUCUGAGAAAAAAGUUUACAAUAAGGUACAAUGUAAACGUACAUGUAUAGAGGGGAACAAAGUUUGUCCGAGCAACCAAUAUCAAUUGAGAGGCAAUGUUUGAUUAGUGACCGUAAGCUGUCUAUUAGCCUAGGCCUUAUAUCAACUUGUCAAUUUUGUAGUAGACUGGGGAAAGUUAUUACUAGUAAAUAUCCCUUAGGUCUAUUAUCAGAAAACAACUCUUAAAAAGGUUAGUCGUUCUUAGAUUGUUGAAUAUGCCAUAUUGAAUCUCACUUAUGGUGUAUUUUUGCUUGUUUGUUUGUUUGUUUGUUUUUUUUUUUUGACGUCCUUUAACUGUCCUUAUAUGAAACUGCCAAUUUUGUAGUAACGUAAUGCUACCAGAGGUAACGCUUGUAUUCUGAACACUCUUUAAACUCUUCGAGAGCAAAAUUUGCAACAUUUUAAAGAGUAUAAUUUUGUGCUGAAAAUUUGGUGACCAUUUUUCGAUCCCUCCGAUACAAGUAUCAUUACAAUCCAUGUAAUAAACAACUAGCAACAGACUUAAGCUAAACAUUGGCUUGCACGUAAAUAAAGAGCUACGUAAACGUCCCCGAAAUGGAA